UGCCACUGGCACCCCAGCCCAGGCAACAGUCGAGCCAGACUCCGUCUCAAAAAAAAAAGAACAAAAACUCUUUGACUACAUUUUCUUGUAUUAGGUAUGCCAUAUUUCUACACUUGGCAAACAAGCAUUUUGUAUAUACCCAAAAUCCACUUACUAUAUACAAACUACAAAGAAAAAUAUAAGGACACAUUAGCAAUAUAUAUAAACUAUGCCUUGCAGCAGCAUCAUGGGGGUUCAAUAAAACUUCAUUGAAAUGUACUCAAGUGGUGUGGGCCACACAAAACUAGACGAAGAAUUACAAGUCAGAUUCCACUCUAUAAAAAAGUGCUAAGACAGUAUAACAUAAUGGUUACAAGAGUGGUGAUAUGACCACAGGCUUUGGAAUCAGACAGACCUGGGUUUGAAUCUCAGCUGCAAUACUUUAUGGCUAGGUGACCCUGGCAAAAUUAUUUAACCUACCUAAAUUUGUCUCCUCACCUGUAAAAUACGAAUACCUACCUCAGAAGGUUAUAGUGCUGAUUAACUGGCAGUUUCUAACUUUUACAAGUCGUAACAUGAUAGAUGUUGCUGCUUAAAGAUCCUUAAGUUAGUAGGAGAUAUUUUGCUUAGACUUAACUUGAUUUCUUCAUUUCUAAGGGGGGAAUCUCCUGAAUUUUCUAUUUUCAGGAUUUUCAAAAGCUGGUUUAGAAUAGUGAUUUGCAAAUCCUAGUGUCUUUUCCAUGACAAGAUUUAAUGAAUCUACUAUGAAAUUACAAAAAAGAAAAGUGUAGUGUAGUGAUUUUUCUCUGUAACAGGCACUACUGUGAAGAAAGAAUCACUUGUAGAACUUUAAAAAAUACGUAGGCCUCUUAUUCUCUGGAGAUCUGGACUGAUCUAGGGCUUGAAGUGGACUGUCUGUGGAAUUUUGAUAAUUCAUGUUAUAUAAAAGUUAAGAAACAACUGUCCUACGACCUUAUUAACAAUGCUUUACCUGAGUUCAAGGUAAGGAAGAAUCAGAGACAGAAGAGCUUUAAGACAUGAUCCUUUGGUUUCGUUCCAAGUUUCUAAGACCUUUACUAUAAAUUCUUUUUACGGAGAACAGAAUCAUACUGCAAAGUUCCUUUUACUAUCUCUUCCAAAGCCAGGGAAAAUAAUAUUCCCCAUUAAAAUUUUACAUCAAUAUGGGGUAUUCCUUAAGCUCAUGCUCUCUAUUGAAACUAUUCCAUAGUUAACACUUUAAAAAUAUGUGUAGAUGGAAUCGCACCGGAGACUGCACAUAAUAAUAUGUAAGUUGUCUUAAUUCUAGAUUGUCUUUCUUAAAAAUAAGUUUAGGUUUACAGUAAAAAUCCACUGAUGCUUCACUACAUCCUCCCACAAAUAUGUAUUCAACACAUACAUUUUAAAAUAUGCAUCUCACAAGCAAUCUCAGUAGACUGAAGGCACCUAAGGCAAAUUCAAUAUUUCUGAUAGAAACUAGAAACCUUAUUAACUAAGUUAACCCAAUAAAACAUUUUAAAUAUAUAACACAAAAAAACCCAAAGCCAUCAUGAACAUUUUACUCCAAAAGAAUCAGUACGAAAUAAGUCUAGAAACAGUGCAGGACUUCUUCAAAACAAGGAAACAAACAAAAACGUAGGAUGGCUAAUAACAGAACUACUGUACCAAUAGUUCUGAAAGCAAGCAAGCAAGCAAAAAGAAUCUUCCUUAAAAUACUUUGCUGCUGCCGUUAAGGAGAGGAGACCAAGAAGGGAAAGCAAAUGCUAGAGCAGGCAAUAAAGGCUUCUUUAAUAUAUAGUAUAGGUUUUACUAAUUUGCGCACAAGAUAUCUUUCUUCUCAGCUGCUCACAUUAGUGAAGUUUAUGGGUGAAAAAUGCAAUUGUUAAAGUGUGUUAAAAUCAAAACUUGCAUACAAUAGUACAAAGGUCAAAGAAACCAUAGCAGGGACUGGUGAAGUAUUACUUAGCGAGCCUAGGCCUUAAUGCAUUUGUCAAUCCAAAUUUUAAAAACAAAUGCCUAACUUUACUCACACAGAAAAUUAAGUUUACAGUAUGUAGUAGAAAGCUGUAUAUCAACAGAAUUCUAUAAAUUUUAAGUAUUUUAAAAGCAAGACUGUACACAACUUAAAAGAAACCAGUUUUGACUUCAGCUUUUUUAAAGUUAUGUAAUUUUAAAGCCCAAUAUUAUAUCAAAACACAAUUGUAAAGCUAUGACUAACAAGUAUUACAAUUUUUUAAGACUUCAUACAGUGUCAAAAUACCCAAGUAUUUUUUACUUUUGAAAAGUUUAACUUCACCCACUUUGUGCAGUCAUAUAAAAGUUUACUAGUUCAGAACCAAACUAAAGAGGACACCCUUUGUUUGAGGACACCCUUUCUAGUUAAUCCAAUCCUCCUCCUUUCAGCACUACAUUUGCCUAACUAUUCACCAUAGGCAUAUGACAUAUACGACAGCAAAUACUGCUUACCUCCUAAAUAUACAACAGUCUGAAGAACAGGUGCCAUACUAUUUAGACGCAUGCUUUUUGCUUCUAAGCCUAAAUUUGCCCUGGAAAGGUACUUAAAAAUAAACACAAAUACCUAAGAAAGUUAAAUAAUCCUUUCAAAAAGAUGCAGCAAUUUUGAGAACCAGGACAUGAGCUGUUAACUACCAACAGCUUCCAAAUGUGUAGCCUAUCAAAGGUUCACAUCAUGAGGAUCGAGUCAAGCUCAACUAUGAAGGGUCCUGAGAACAUCUCACUUCUCUUCUCCUGCACAAGUAACAUGAUAUAACUACAUUUCAGUUCAAGCGAAUAUUAAAUCUCUUCAGUCGUUUCAUAAGUACAGCAUCGACCGUCUGGUUGGGUUUUUUUAUGGAUAAAGAGAUGAGAAAAGGAGAUCUAGUGAAGAGUACUGUGAAAAGAAAAAUUCAGUGCUGAAAGCGUUGAUGAGUCACUAAGUAAGGAAUAACUACAGAGAAUCCAAGUGACUAAGGCAGCAUCUCAGGUAAGAAAGUACUUAAAAAGUUGACGAUGGGAAAUAAAACUUCACAGGUCAGUCCCAAGUCACUGUGCACCAUAGCAGCCCAGGAAAGAAGCGUGGCUGUCAAGGGGCAAGUGCGUACCAAGACUCAGGGAGGGGGCCAGAUAUGCCAAAUCGGAAAGGGGGGUGGUCCGGAAAAGGGGGGUAAGAUGCCUAUCCUAGUCAUUCUCGUCAGGCUCUUCAUCUCAAGAGGAACAAACAAGAGUAAACUCUGGGUCGAGAGGCCCUAAACCGGACUCUCCCACAGAAAGGUGCUCGGCCCCAAGCCCCGGAGACCCGGGAAGGCCGCCUCCGGAGGAGCCCCCGCAGACGCCAUACUAAAAGCCAAAAUGGCUGCCUGGAGGAGGCCCGCACCGCGUAGCUAGUGAAGGUUGGGGAGCAAGCUUCUGCGGGAAAGAGGGAGGGGGACUCCAGGAAAAGCCGUUGAGAGGACCAUCACACCCCGAGCAGCACAGGUUCCAGUUACAGCCAUCUCUUGUCAAAAUUUUUGAACUAUAUUUGGAAAACUACUGGCCAGGAAAGAAAAAUGAUAAAAUUUUUCCUCAUGGUGAAUAAACAAGGGCAGACUCGACUUUCUAAGUACUAUGAACAUGUGGAUAUUAAUAAGCGUACACUUCUGGAAACAGAAGUCAUAAAGAGCUGUCUCUCUCGGUCCAAUGAACAAUGCUCUUUCAUUGAAUAUAAGGAUUUUAAGCUGAUAUAUCGGCAGUAUGCAGCUCUCUUCAUUGUGGUUGGAGUUAAUGACACUGAGAACGAGAUGGCUAUUUAUGAAUUCAUUCAUAACUUUGUGGAAGUUUUAGAUGAGUAUUUCAGCCGAGUGAGUGAAUUAGACGUAUCCUUUUUCAAUACUGUUUUCCACGGUACUUGGCAAGCGCACUCUAGUCCUUAUCAGGAACCAAUUGAUGAACUUCACAAAAUAUGCGCAGCCCUGGGGCCCCAGCAGGCUUGCUUUUCUCCAGACAGUUCAUAAUUCAAAGGAGCUGCCUCCACCACCCCCAUCUACUGAAUAGCCAGGGGAUGGCACCGAUGAACAGCACAGUAUGGGAGACACACCAACUACUCUUCAAAUCGGUGCACACCUGCUCUGCGCGUGAAGGUGCAGAAAACCUCCACAGCCUUUUCAGUAUUUGGUGCCUUUAAAGAGGCCUAAAGACUUAGUUUAUUUUGGCUAGAAUGGAAUGCAGCAGUACAGCCUUCAGGCCUGGACAGUCAGGGUCUCCUCGGGCCCUGUGCUCUAGAGGGCCCACUCCGUCUCUGCUUCGCCAGCACCCCUUCCCCAUCAUGGGGCAGUUGGCCACCAGCCCUCCCUGUCCAUUGCUUGACCAUCCUCUGACUUCCUAGAAUUUAUAAGGUCCCUAGAUAUCCCAGAGCCUGCCACCACGGCCUCUGCAAGCCUCUCCUCAACCUUCACCCCAAGACUAGGGGCAGGAAUGAUAGGAAGGCUGGGCUGGUAGCGGGGAUGUCCCACCUACGUGCCUGGGGAGACAAGCGAGAGCAGGCUGGGGUCUCUGCUUUAUACUCUUGUGAGGCACAGAUAGAGGCUAGCAUCCAGGUCCCACAAACAUACGCUAGAAUCCAGAAUGUUUUCUUGAUUUAAAAACACCUUCAGGCCUGGCACCGUGGCUCAUGCCAGUAAUCUCAGCACUUUGGAGGGCUGAAGCAGGAGGAUUGCUUGAGGCCAGGAGUUUGAGACCAGCCUGGGCAACAUAGGGAGACCCAGUCUCUACAAAAAAUUUAAAAAGCCAAGCAUUGAUCGUGUGUGCCUGUAGUCUCAACUACUAGGGAGGCUGAGGUGGGAGGAUCGCUUGAGCCUGGGAGACUGAGGCUGCAGUGAGCCGUGAUUGUGCCACUGCACUCCAAUCUGGCAACAGAGCAAGACCUGGUCUUUAAAAAUAAAAAUAAAAAUAAAAACAUCUUUACAACAUUCCUGUCUGUAUUUUAUAAACUCUUAAAAUCUCAAAGCCUGAGCAGUUGAUUCUAGAGCCGUAAAGCUCUGGUGGGUUGUGUGAAAGAACCCUGAUUCAUGCUCCUUUUAUUGCAGUUGAGGGUGGGGCAUAGGAAGGGCCUCAGUGCUGUGUGCCCUCUCUGUGACUCCGCUAGCAUCUGUCAUGGUGCUUCCUGAAAGAAUGAUGGUGUGCAGGCAGCAGAGAUCAGCACCACCAUGGUUUGCAGGCAGGCCUUGAUCAGGCCCACUGUGGGGCAUCUACCUCUAGUUCCAUCAGCUUCCUAAAAUCUGAAAUGCUUUUAGAGAUCCGGAAACCAGAAUAGGGCUUCUCCAAGUAGGAGAUAAUGUCAGCCUGAUUUAAUGCGGAAUUGCAAAAAUACUUGUUCAAACUGAGGCUAUAGGAAUACCAGCCAGAAGAACAAACAAAUUCUUCAGGGAAGCAUCCAACACUGAAGCGGCAGCUUCUAAAUGAACUGAAAUUUUCUGCAUGUUCUGUCAGAAAGUUACAAUGUUAAUUAAUUAAUAAAAUCUUUUUGUUGUUGUUGUUGUUUUUGUUUUUUGAGACGGAGUCUCGCUGU
Messenger RNA from Cercocebus atys (sooty mangabey), 5518 nucleotides. It is a transcript of the gene AP4S1, whose product is annotated as adaptor-related protein complex 4, sigma 1 subunit. The coding region runs from base 3522 to 3965 and encodes 147 amino acids. The transcript is spliced from 6 exons. Lineage: Eukaryota; Metazoa; Chordata; Mammalia; Primates; Cercopithecidae. The record is from RefSeq and is a predicted model, not a curated record. Gene Ontology annotation, cellular component: intracellular membrane-bounded organelle. Gene Ontology annotation, biological process: vesicle-mediated transport; protein transport.